UUACCAAAAUCAUCUGAAGCAUCAUUUCAAGAUAGCACAACCGUACCCGAUUAUUCAGCUUAUCGUACUUCAACUGAAGAUUCAGGUCGAGCGUUUUCUUACUUGAUGGUAGGAUCUAUGGGAUUAAUCACAGCAGCAGGAGCUAAAUCCUUAGUAUCCGAUUUCUUAACGAAUUUAUCAGCUUCAGCAGAUGUAUUAGCUUUAGCUAAAGUAGAAGUCGAAUUAGGUAAUAUACCAGAAGGAAAGAAUGUGAUUAUCAAAUGGCGUGGUAAACCGGUGUUUAUCCGUCAUCGAACUUCUUCUGAAAUCGAUGAAGCUAAUUCAGUAGAGAUUAGUUCGUUACGUGAUCCUCAAGCUGAUACUGAUCGAAUUAAAAAACCAGAAUGGUUAAUUAUGUUGGGAGUUUGUACUCAUUUGGGUUGUGUACCUAUUGGUGAAGCUGGUGAUUAUGGAGGAUGGUUUUGCCCUUGCCACGGUUCUCAUUAUGAUAUCAGUGGUCGAAUUCGUCGUGGACCAGCACCCUUGAACUUAGAAGUACCUUCAUACGAAUUCAACGAUGAAGAGGGAAAGUAA
Melampsora larici-populina 98AG31 is the source of this 573-nucleotide messenger RNA. RefSeq lists its product as uncharacterized. The transcript has 3 exons. The annotation marks the transcript as partial. The record is from RefSeq and is a predicted model, not a curated record. Gene Ontology annotation, biological process: mitochondrial electron transport, ubiquinol to cytochrome c. Gene Ontology annotation, cellular component: membrane. Lineage: Eukaryota; Fungi; Basidiomycota; Pucciniomycetes; Pucciniales; Melampsoraceae. Gene Ontology annotation, molecular function: 2 iron, 2 sulfur cluster binding; quinol-cytochrome-c reductase activity.